GUACGUGUUAGCGGGGAUUUGAUAUUUCCUAUCCUAGGCAAUGGUCAUGGCAUUGCUGGGCUGCUAUGAUAUUCUUUUGGCCUUCAUAAGCUUUGUUUUGAUUUCUCUAUUGCUGGGUAAAGGAAAUGGGAUCCCAAGAAACUGGCCGUUUGUUGGUAUGCUUCCUGCUCUUCUUCUUCAUGUCCAUGAGAUCCACAGUUGGUGCACUCAAAUCCUAGCCCAAACUGGGGGUACCUUUCUCCUGAAAGGCCCUUGGUUCUCUUCCAUGGACUUGCUCUGCACUGCUCAACCCGCCGAUGUCCACUACAUCAUGAGCUCCAACUUCUCCAACUUCCCCAAGGGCCCUCAGUUUCUGGAGAUCUUUGACGUCUUGGGAGAUGGGAUUUUCAAUUCCGACGGAGAAUCCUGGCAUGAUCAGAGGAAGGUUGCGCGAUUGUUCAUUAAUGACUGCCGCUUCCAUCGGUUUUCCAAGAAAACCUGCCGGCGAAAGGUUGAGACAGAGUUGGUCCCAAUGCUUGAUCGUGCCUCUAAACUAGGCUUAGUUGUGGACUUGCAAGAAUGGUUUCAAAGGUUCACAUUUGAUACCUCUUGCAUGUUGUUCACUGGCUAUGACCCUGGUUAUUUAUCUUCUGAACUCCCUCAGGUUCCGUUCUCAAAGGCCUUGGAUGACACCGAGGAAGCCCUAUUGCUUCGCCACGCAGUGCCGAAAAGCAUGUGGAAGUUGCAGAAAUGGCUUGGGGUUGGACACGAGAAGAGACUCGAUGAUGCUUGGGAAACCCUUGACCGUGUCAUAUCUGAGUAUAUAUUGAUGAAGAGAGACGAAUUGAGCAAAGGGAUCAAAUCACAAGAAGAUCAAGAAGAUGGAGUUGAUCUCUUGACAUCAUAUCUGAUUGCAGAAGAUGAGACAGUCAUGGGAUCAUUAAAAUGCGAUGAUAAGUUCUUAAGAGACACCAUCCUAAAUUUCCUUAUUGCAGGAAGAGACACUACUAGUUCAGCACUCACAUGGCUUAUCUAUCUGGUUUCAACCCACCCCUAUGUUGAAGCCAAGAUCAGAGAAGAACUGGAAUCAAUUGUGCCAACAGAUGAAGCUAACAAAUGGAGGCUAUUCGAGGUAGAAGAGGUGAACAAGCUAGUGUAUCUGCACGGUGCUAUUUGCGAAGCUUUGAGGCUCUACCCCCCAGUCCCAUUCCAACACAAGGCGUCUCUAAAGCCAGAUAUACUUCCAAGUGGUCACAGUGUUCAUCCGAAGAUGAAGAUACUGUUCUCUCUAUAUGCAAUGGGGAGAAUGAAGUUUAUAUGGGGAGAGGAUUGCUCAGAAUUCAAGCCAGAGAGAUGGAUUUCUAAGCAAGGAACAGUCAAACAUGAACCAUCAUACAAGUUCUUGUCUUUCAACGCAGGACCCAGAACUUGCAUAGGCAAAGAAGCGGCCUUUAACCAAAUAAAGGUGGUGGCGGCAACCAUAAUCCACAACUACCAUGUUCGAGUGGUAGAACGCCACCCUGUGACUCUUAAUGUUUCCAUAAUUCUCUAUAUGAAGCACGGAUUAAUGGUUAAACUGUCCAAAAGAUGGGCCUAAUAUGAUUGUUGCUUAGGAAGCUUAUCUUGUGUUGUAUGUUACCAAUAAUUAACUCAUAUUAACGAAGGUUUAUCACCAUCGAA
Molecule: messenger RNA, 1659 nt
Organism: Diospyros lotus (date-plum)
Lineage: Eukaryota; Viridiplantae; Streptophyta; Magnoliopsida; Ericales; Ebenaceae
Product: alkane hydroxylase MAH1-like
Exons: 1
Coding region: 41-1576 (511 amino acids)
Molecular function (GO): oxidoreductase activity, acting on paired donors, with incorporation or reduction of molecular oxygen; heme binding; iron ion binding
Source: RefSeq, a predicted model, not a curated record